UGUGUUAAUUGCAGGGUAGCAGUGGAGGGACUAGUGGAGGGAGCGUUGGAUUUGUGUUGUGGGGCGUCCAGGAGGAGUCAUUUAACUCUCAGAGGAUGGCAGGGAGAGAGAAAAGACGGAGGGUUGAUCCAAAAGCGGAUGCAAUAUUGCAUAUUAAGAACAAGACAGACAAGCUGGAUAGCCUUGAAGCAUUAUACAUAAAUGCUGAAAAAGGGCGUGGAGUAUUUGCCAAAAGACCCUUCAACCAAGGUGACUUCAUCCUUGAGUAUAGAGGCGACCUUUUCUCUGACACGGAAGCACAGAGGAGGAGAGAGGUAUACACACCUACUCAACGCGUUUUCAUGUUCGACCUCGCUGGAAAGUCUCUGUGUAUUGAUGGCGCCAAAGAAGAUGGGUCCCUUGGUCGGCUCGUUAAUGACGACCACAAGAACCCAAAUAGUAGGAUGAGGCUAGUGGAGGUUGAUAAGAAGAGUCGCAUUUGCCUCUUCGCUAUCCAGCCCAUAAGUAUAGGCGAAGAAAUUUCCUAUGAUUAUGGAGGAAAUGACUGGCCAUGGCGAAAGAAGCCAGCAGAGGGUCCGCCAAGAACCUCGCCUGACAGUGCAUUCGUGGACACAGCCGCCGUUCCUAUGGAACGGCCUACGGAGUCUGCUCUCAACACUCCUCCAGCUACUGUGGGAGGCGUUUCAUCUUGCCCAGAGCCCCGUGACAAGAAAAGCGUGGACAAAAAGGCAGCAGAACAGACACAGACAAAACGGAAGACAUCAGGACAGCACCAGCAGCGGCCCAUUAAAAAGAAACAAAAGAUUAAGCCAGCAGAGGUUCCGCCAAGAACCCAGCGUGACAGUGCGGUUUUGGACAUGGUCGCCGUUCCACCUACGGAGUCUGCUCUCAACACUCCUCCAGCUACUCUGGGAGGCGUUUCAUCUUGCUCAGAGCCCCGUGACAAGAAGCCAGCAGAGGGUCCGCCAAGAACCUCGCCUGACAGUGCAUUCGUGGACACAGCCGCCGUUCCUAUGGAACGGCCUACGGAGUCUGCUCUCAACACUCCUCCAGCUACUGUGGGAGGCGUUUCAUCUUGCCCAGAGCCCCGUGACAAGAAAAGCGUGGACAAAAAGGCGGCAGAACAGACACAGACAAAACAGAAGACAUCAGGACAGCACUGGCAGCGGCCCAUUAAAAAGCAAGAUGAGUCGGCAGUGGAUUGUUCUUCAGACGAGUUGGAGUCGGAUGGCACAGUGGAUCAGUUGGGUGAUGAAUCAGAAUGGGAUUCCUCCAGCGUAGACAUGGGAGAUGAUUAUAUACCACCUAAAGGUGAAUGUGAGGACAGCACAGAUGAUUUGAAUGGAACUGAAGAAUUCUUCAAUGACAAGAUUGAUCUGAUAUCCAAACAGAAGGCCAAAGAAAAGAGGACCACUAAGAAAGGCCAUACAGUGUCAUCAGAGAGCAGGUGCAGAGCCCCAGCUUCAUGGAAAACAAGAAGCAGCAUCCCUACCACAUCAAAAAGUCCUCCUGGUACGGAAGAUGGUGAUACACCACUGUCUCCUCCAUCUGUGUCUGUUCAUGCAGUCUCCAAAAAGUCAGAUGGGAAAAGGAUAUAUAACAAAAAGCAGUUCUGCCAAUAUUGUGAAACUUCAGUAAAUAAAUAUGCAAGACAUGUGGAGCGUCGUGACAGUACUGUGGCCGAAGUUGCUAAGGCUUUAAGUUACAAGAAGGGUUCAAAGGAAAGAAAAAGUCAUUUGAAUUUUCUAAGAAGCAGUGGCAACUUUCAGCACAAUGCAUCUGUACUCAAGAGUGGACAAGGGAGCCUCAUCGCAAAGAAGCGACCCAGAACACACAGUUCGGAGAAAGAAUAUGUGCACUGUACAUACUGCCUUGGCCUUUUUGCAAGGAAACUGUUGUGGAAACAUCUUAGAAAGUGCGAUCAACGACCAUCCGAAGAAGGGGCACAGAAGACGUUUUCUAAAACUCGAGUGCUGGCCGCCUGCUCUAUUGAACAACCUUCACCUUCAGGCACACCUGAAAUGUUUAACGAUCUGACCAAGAAUAUGCGUCAAGAUGAUGUCACUGAUAUUGUCAAAACUGAUCCAGCGAUCAGGGGUUUUGGCUGCCAUUUAAUGAACAAGGUCAUGGGUAGUAGUACUGACACAGUUGGCAAUAAGAAGACUGUCACACAACAGCUGAGGAGUCUUGGUAGGAUGAUAAAGGCAGCGAGAGAUAUAACAACUAUGAAGACAAUCCAAGACCUAGUGAGCCCUGAGAAUUUCAAAGAGACCAUUAAAGUUGCACGUCACGUAGUCGGUUUUGACGAAACGACAUCAAAGUCCGAAACUCCAAGUCUUAAUGGUAAAUUGGGUACUGGAUUGAACAACAUGGCAAAGUACUUAAGAGCCGAAGCACUGCAGAAUUUGGGUCAUGCAGAAGCAGAGCGGUACCUUGCAUUUUCCACUAUUUAUGAUAGUCACUGGGGCGUGUACAUGUCAGGUCAUGGCAGGAGGGACCUCAGGGAGGCCAAAUUUAAUGCUCCCAAGCUCUUACCAUUUACAGAUGAUGUUAGACUUCUUCAUGCUCAUCUAGAUAAAGAGAUAACCCAAGGCAUCAAGGAAUUGAAAGAGGUGGUUUCAGCAGCUAACUGGAAACGGCUGUGUGAGGCUGUUUUGGCAAAUGUAAUACUGUUCAACCGCCGAAGGGAAGGUGAAGUCUCUAAGAUGGAGUUGAAGUUCUUUCAGUCAAGAAAGAAAUCAGUGCCUAUUAAAGAAGUCAAACAGCACCUCACAGCCAACGAGAUGAGUAUGUUCUCACAUUUCACUCGGAUUGAACUGCCAGGAAAGCUUAGCCAAGGUGUUCCUUUACUACUAACUCCGCAGACUGAAGAAGCACUUGAACUGCUGUGCAAUAACCGAAAGGAGUGUGCUGUUAAAAAAACCAACAUCUACUUGUUUGCACAUCCAGAAAAACACACCUAUCUCCGAGGUUCUGAUUGCAUUCGAAAAUAUUCAAAUGAAUGUGGUGCCAAAAACCCUGAAGCCCUUCGCUCGACAGAGCUGCGGAAACAAAUUGCAACAUUGUCGAGUGUACUGAAUCUCAAAGAUGCAGACCGUGAUCAAUUGGCAAGGUACCUCGGCCACAAUAAUAGGAUCCAUGAGAACUUCUACAGACUCAAGCUGGACACCCUUCAAAUUGCCAAAGUCAGCAAGCUCCUACUUGCUAUGCAGCAGGGGCGGAUUGGAGACUAUAUAGGGAUGAACCUUGACGAGAUAGACAUCUCCCCAGACGAGUCUGUACCAACACUGACGCCUGACGAGGAAGAGGUGCAAGGAGAAGACGAGAUGAGGGAAUAUGAAGACAACGAGAUCACGGGAGGAGAAGACAGCGAGAUCAGGGGAGGAGAAGACAGCGAGACAGAGGGCAUGUCAGAGACCAGACCGAGCGACACCCUGCCCCCCAAAAUCCCAGCCCAAAUGGAGGUGUCAUCCAGUGGUAUCUCUUCUUCUGUAAAAGGUCGCCGCCCAACAGUGAAGAAGCCUUGGACCAAAGAAGAAACAUCAGCUGUCGAAAGAAGCAUGAGCAAAAAAUUCAUUGAGAAGUUUGUAGUGCCUGGGAAAAAUGACUGCAUUGCUUGCAUCAAUGCAAACCUGGAAGCAUUAAAAGAGCGUGACUGGAGAGCAGUCAAAUUCCAUGUAAAGAACAAGAUCACAGCUCUCAAGAGAAAAGCCUUUAGCCAUUGACCCUGUCUGGGGGGGCUUCUGUGGUAUUUACUUUUUAUUUUUAGUCGUCUGUGGCAGACCGUUUUAGUUUCAUUUUUAUUUAUUUUAUUUAUUUUUAUUUUUGCACAGUAGCUGGAGGAGUGUUGGGAGGAGACCCAACCCAGAAGUAAUGUGCUUGUUCAGCAAAAAAAGAAACCAAACAAUAAGUAAUGUGCUUGUUCAGCAAAAAAAAGAAACCAAACAAUAAGUAAUGUGCUUGUUCAGCAAA
Epinephelus moara (kelp grouper) is the source of this 3972-nucleotide messenger RNA. RefSeq lists its product as uncharacterized. Bases 96 to 3725 code for a protein of 1209 amino acids. NCBI's taxonomy places the organism in Eukaryota, Metazoa, Chordata, Actinopteri, Perciformes, Serranidae. Gene Ontology annotation, molecular function: protein binding. The record is from RefSeq and is a predicted model, not a curated record. The transcript has 12 exons.